Belonocnema kinseyi is the source of this 1133-nucleotide messenger RNA. RefSeq names its product NADH dehydrogenase [ubiquinone] 1 beta subcomplex subunit 11, mitochondrial (gene NP15.6). Lineage: Eukaryota; Metazoa; Arthropoda; Insecta; Hymenoptera; Cynipidae. The coding region runs from base 256 to 702 and encodes 148 amino acids. The transcript has 4 exons. The record is from RefSeq and is a predicted model, not a curated record.
AGAUUCAUACGUUUGCCCAUCAUCAUAGCUAAAUAUUCACAGGCCUUUUAUGGCUGACGGUCAUUUGCAAUCUGUAUUAAGAUUGCAGUCAAGUAUUUUCUUCUGCUAGUGUGCUCACGUUGGUGUUAAAAGACCCCGCUAAUCGUACAGAAAAACUUCUGCUGUUCGUGCCGAAAUUUCGGCAUACGUAGCCACGGCCAAUUUAAAACUGGUGAGGGAAUUGUCAAGGAAAACCUAACAGAGGCAGCUUUGACAAUGGCCGGGUUGGUUCGUCUUCGCACUCUGCAAGGCUUAAACAGAGGCCUUAGCUUGAUAUCAAAGAAUCAGAGUCUCUGUCGGACUAUUAGUACGUCGUCGAAAAAAAAUAUCACCGAACUAACAGACUGCCAAUCCCAUGGACCCCCACCAAGUAAAAAGAAUUGGGUGAGCUGGGGAUAUGAUAAGACCGACAAGAAAAUUGAUCGUCAUUACAUACAUGAAUCUAUGUUUGUAUCCGUUACGCUCUGUAUAGUUUUCGGUUUUUAUUACAUGAUGUAUUUACCAAACACGAGAAUGCAAGAUUGGGCACAACGGGAAGCUUACCUUGAACUUCGACGCAGAGAAGAACUUGGUCUUCCUCCAAUCGACAAAGACUAUUUCGACCCUGCGAACUUUUCCCUUCCAACCGACGAAGAAUUGGAAGACACUCCGAUCAUUAUUUAAAAAUAAACUCAUUGCGCAUUGACUGCAAGUGGUAGUGUUUUAAAUAGGGGCCCGAACUACACUAUAUUGCUGUUCUAAACAAGUUCUUCAUAGUUUCGAUCAGGUUCCUGGUUUAUUAAAUUUAAUUAAAUAAAUAUUAUAAUAUCGAGGCGAUUAAAUUAUGUGAUUCAAGAAAUACAGUAUAACUUUUCGGCUGACAUUUGGGCAGGUUUCUUUUUAAUGUACAUACUCUUAAAAAUCACGAACUUACUGUAUAACUUAAUAAUGUUGCCCUUUAGGAAAAAAAUGUUGAUAAAAAUUGGGUACUUUGCAUUAAAAUGUACAGAAAAAAUGCUCGUCACAUGCAUUUUUUCUGCUAAUUUAGUAAGAAAAUGGAGAAGAUGAAGUGAUUCGAGUAAAACACGAAAAAUAUAUGUAUAAUAAAUUAAAAA